This is a messenger RNA of Coccinella septempunctata (seven-spotted ladybird), 1434 nucleotides long. RefSeq names its product tyrosine--tRNA ligase, mitochondrial (gene TyrRS-m). Gene Ontology annotation, molecular function: tyrosine-tRNA ligase activity; RNA binding; ATP binding. The coding region runs from base 19 to 1398 and encodes 459 amino acids. Lineage: Eukaryota; Metazoa; Arthropoda; Insecta; Coleoptera; Coccinellidae. The transcript is spliced from 8 exons. Gene Ontology annotation, cellular component: mitochondrion; cytosol. The record is from RefSeq and is a predicted model, not a curated record. Gene Ontology annotation, biological process: tyrosyl-tRNA aminoacylation.
AUGAAAUAACCUUAGAAAAUGUUGAUCAAAAACCUGUUAAAAUGCCGAAAUAUUUCAAUUUCACAAUGUCGAAAAAAGAGUACAAACAGGAACAUAUUAAAUCUGAGAGAAAGGGGGAUGUUUCAUGACCUAUUUCCGGAUAAUUCAGCGAAUUCAGUAGUUGAUCUUUUGAAUGCUUCACCUCAAUGUGUUUAUGGGGGAUUCGAUCCUACUGCAGACAGUUUACAUGUCGGAAAUUUACUUAUACUCACCAAUUUGAUACAUUGGCAAAGAGGUGGUCAUCAAGUUAUAGCAUUGGUUGGUGGUGCUACAGCAAAAAUUGGGGAUCCUAGUGGAAGGACAACGGAAAGAGAUCCUCUAACAACAAAAUUUGUAGAUGAUAAUGUAGAAGGUAUUCACAAAAAUAUCAAAACAAUUUUUGAAAAUCAUGAGAAACAUUUCUGGAACGAAGAAACUAAGAAAUUGUUGCCAGUAAAAAUAUUAAAUAAUGAAAAUUGGUACAAGCAAAUUUCUGCUGUGGACUUGAUUGGAGGUGCAGGAAGACAUUUGAGGAUGGGGACAUUGAUAUCUAGGACAAGUGUUCAAACAAGACUUAAAUCAUCCGAAGGAAUGAGCUUUACAGAGUUCAGUUACCAACUCUUUCAAGCAUACGAUUGGUUAUAUUUAUUUCAGAAACACAAUUGUAAAUUCCAAGUAGGAGGAAGUGAUCAAAUGGGAAACAUGAUGUCAGGGCAUGAAUUGAUUAGUAAAGUCUGCAAACAGCCUGUAUUUGGAUUAACUCUACCCAUCAUAACAACCGAGAUGGGUGACAAAUUCGGCAAAUCAGCUGGAAACGCCGUUUGGUUAUCCCCACAAAAAACAUCCCCAUUUACUUUCUAUCAAUUCUGGAUGAGACAAACUGAUGCCGAAGUAGAGAAAAUGCUACUACUUUUCAGCUUUCUAUCAGUGGGUGAGAUAAAGGACCUGAUGAGACAGCAUCACGAAAAACCUGAACUCAGAAAACCACAGAAGAUCUUGGCUGAUCAGGUUACCCUUCUGGUACAUGGAGAAGAAGGUUUAAACUCGGCACGACUGACUACAAAAGCAUUAUAUCAAGGAAGUGUUGCGGCACUGGGGAACUUGAAAGCUGAGCAAAUUGCAGAAAUAUUCCAGGGUGCAACAAUAGUCGAGUUAUUGCCGGAACCAGGGCAGAGUAUUUUGGAUUUGGCUAUGAAAGUACAAUGUUUCCCGAGAAUUGAGGAUGCAGUUAGAAUUAUAUCAGCUGGAGGCUUCUAUAUCAAUCAACAGAAGGCAAAUAAUCCCAACGAAAUACUGAACAAUAAUGUACAUAGAUUAUCUAACAAUGUAUCCUUGCUUAGGGUGGGAAAGAAAAAUUAUUAUGUUGUGAAAUGGAUUUGAAUAUAAAGUGAUAUUUCUGAAAAAAAAAGUUUCAGU